AUGGAGAGUUUGUUAGUACUACUGUUGUUGUUGGUCGCAGUGGCAGGCCAGCUGAUUACUCAAUCGUCGUCGGCCUUUCCGCCGGAGCGGUCGGACCACUGGUGUGGCAAACUCACCGACGGGACUUGGGGUGCGUGCGACCGGGCGAAUGGACGCUGCUGUGGUCUGUGGGGUUACUGCGGCGACGGCGACUUGUAUUGUGACUGGAUGCAUUGUACCAACUAUUGUCCUUCACCGCCGACGCCGCCGCCUCCUGCUUCCGGAGGAGCUGGGACGGGAGGAACGGCCGUAGUGGUAACGAAUCUUGGUGUCGGAGGAGUUCAUCAUGAAGUGAAGGUACGUGUUGUUCGCGAAGGUGACAACGAGGGGCUCGAGUUGGACGUGGACACCUUCAACAAACUCGACAUCGAUGGCCGUAAAGGUGUUCCAGAGAGUUCUUCGGUGGAGUAUCAAUUUGAGAGUUGUUGA
Messenger RNA from Linum tenue, 468 nucleotides. NCBI's taxonomy places the organism in Eukaryota, Viridiplantae, Streptophyta, Magnoliopsida, Malpighiales, Linaceae. The record is from the annotation of a GenBank genome assembly.